Messenger RNA from Coccidioides immitis RS, 552 nucleotides. Its product is annotated as transferase hexapeptide domain-containing protein. Gene Ontology annotation, cellular component: dynactin complex. Bases 1 to 552 code for a protein of 183 amino acids. Gene Ontology annotation, biological process: mitotic spindle organization. Gene Ontology annotation, molecular function: dynein complex binding. The transcript has 2 exons. The record is from RefSeq and is a predicted model, not a curated record. NCBI's taxonomy places the organism in Eukaryota, Fungi, Ascomycota, Eurotiomycetes, Onygenales, Onygenaceae.
AUGUCCGCCAGCCAAAGGCCAACUCUGCGUCCCUCUUCCACGUCUGCUGCAAGAACGGGGACGUCAGCAACGCCGUCGAUCCCCAGGCCUCCGCUGUCUGUUCACCCAAAUGCUACGAUCUCAGAAACGGUUUACUUUCAAGGCAAACACCCGAUUAGUAUUGGUGCCGGAACUGUUAUCCAUCCCCGAGCAAGGCUGCUGUCUUUUGAGGGUCCAAUAAGUGUUGGAGAGGGGUGCAUAAUUGGCGAGAAAUCAGUCGUUGGGAAUCCUCAAGCUCCCCAAUCUGCAUCGGAACACAGUUCAGGGUCUGCCACAUCUCCAACACCAGCAGUUACAAUUAUCGAGAACUCGGUUCUUAUAGCACCUCUCUCUACCGUGUCUUCAGGUUCACAUAUACACUCCGCUGCCACGAUUGACGCGUCUGCUUUUCUGGGAAGGCAUGUGCGAAUUGGGAGACACGCAAAGCUUGGGGAGGAGGAGCAGGAGGGAUGGGGUUACAAAGGCGCAAAAGAGCGAAUGGAAGAGGGAAUGAGAACAAUACGCCAGGCUUAA